CAGUUACGCGCAGCCCUUGAUACCAAACCACCGACACCUUUGCAAUGCCCGCCGCAUCGGGCGCGUCGUCCACCAGCAUGAACACCAGAAACUCCUUUUCGUCCAGCUGGGUCGGAAGCUCACCCUCGCGACAAUCGCCCGUACGGCAAUCACCCCAACGCAAUGGGCUCCGUUCAUCUAGAGGAAGUCUUCUCUCAGACUCUUACGAGAGCCCUACGCGAAAGCUACAGCUCGAGUUCACCAACAUUCUCAGCCACUCCGACCGGGAAUUCCACAAGAAACUUGAUCAAGAUGCAGCCGAGCGUGCCAGGCUUCACGAGGAACAGCUUGCAAGGGCUGCCCGAGAGCAUCAGAGAGUCAUGGAGGAGGCAACCCGUGAGAUGGAGCGAAUCAAGCUCGAGGAGGAAAACGAACGGUUGCGCAAGGCAGCUGUCCAGGAGAAAGAGAUCCAGCGUCUGAAGGAGCAAAAGAUGAGAGAGCAAGCCGAGGCUCAGCAGCGGCAGUUGGAAGCAAAACUUCGUGAAGAACAGGCUGCGAGAGAAGCCGCGGAGAAGCAGAGGAGACUACAAGAAGCCGCGGAGAAGGCUAGGGCACAUAAAGAACAAGAAGAAGCAGCAAAACGGGAAAAGGAAGAGGAUGAGCGAAGAGCACGGGAGGCCGCUGCCGUGCCGCCACCUCCAGUUGCAAAGCCUCAGCCUGUCCAAGCUUUGCCAACCCCUUCCGCACCAGCAGUAGCAGCACCGGUCCCCGCAUCAGCACCGUUGGCACCGUCGGCGCCCUCAGCCGACAUCGUCGAAGUCCACAAGAAGUACCUUACACUUCAUCGCUCAAUGAAGGAAUUUCGGAAACAGUUCCUAGCCGCGCACAAGGCUCCAACAGAUCCACUGAAGAGCCUUAUCGGUGAUGUACGACGCAAUCUGAACAAGCGGAUGGGACAGAUAACGGUCGACGUCGCGGACAGCAAGAAGACCAUCAAAUCGAUACGAGAGGAGUGCUUCGAUAAAGCCAUUAGUGCAGGCGGCCCUAUGAUUGACAUUCGCCCCUACUUGAUCUCGCACCAGAUCACCAAUGAUGCUGACGCACAGUAUCCGCAACUGCUCCUAUACUUGUGGGUAAUGUUCGAGAAAUACCUGGUUAAACAAUGGGCCCACGAAGCACCCAAGGAAGACGGUAGAAUCAUUACUCAGCUUUCUCUCAUCGCCGCAAGUUUGUACCUGGACACAAAGUACAUGUGUAUGGGAACCGUCACCAUGACCGACACUCUCCUCGCCAAGUUACACCGUAUCUGCCCUAUGCUAUUCGGCAUCCGGGGCAACACGACAACCAACCGCGCUGGCUUGGGGCUCGACAAGGUCCACCCCAACGAUGAUGCAGAACAUAACGCAUACCUCCAGCGAAUGACCGGAGUCGGGGCAGGCUACGCCGCUCUCACCCAUCGAAAGUUUGCACAAAAGCCUCCCGCCAUCCCCAUCUCGGAAUACUGGCGCGCGGUAGUACUCAUCUGCAACACGCCAGCCGAGGCCCUGUACCCGGCCCACUUCAUGACUCUGCAAGGCCUCCUCCGAGAUAACGUGAGGAAAUUCCUCGCUACGUACGGCGUAGCAGCGAAAGCAGUCCUGCGACGCGCUACAUUUGAUCUUCCUAACCGCGUCCCGGAACCGCGCGCUGGAGUCAAGGAGGAACGUCCAGGCCUUCACGCAGCUGCAGGCUCGGUGAAGACGUUGCCGGACGUCUGGCAUGCGAAGGAAAACAUCAACAUUAGGUGAAAACGUGCAGCAUGAAGCCAGUACAGCGGAGGACAUCAUCUCAAUUUGUUUGUUUAAACUGGAAUAAUGCAUAGCAUGGCGUUUGGCAGAGCAUGUUGGAAUGCAUAUAAACAGCGGCGCCCACCAGAGUUGGCGAACGCACGUGGACAUCGAAUUCGUCGCUUAGUUGCUUGCCCAUAACAUAGUUACCACAUCAUCGAAUACGUUGUGUCAA
Messenger RNA from Paraphaeosphaeria sporulosa, 1980 nucleotides. RefSeq lists its product as uncharacterized. Gene Ontology annotation, molecular function: translation initiation factor binding; inositol hexakisphosphate binding; phospholipid binding. The transcript has a single exon. Lineage: Eukaryota; Fungi; Ascomycota; Dothideomycetes; Pleosporales; Didymosphaeriaceae. Bases 45 to 1766 code for a protein of 573 amino acids. Gene Ontology annotation, cellular component: nuclear pore; nuclear pore cytoplasmic filaments; cytoplasm. Gene Ontology annotation, biological process: regulation of translational termination; regulation of translational initiation; poly(A)+ mRNA export from nucleus. The record is from RefSeq and is a predicted model, not a curated record.